AUGGACACAGAAGCUUUCCUUAAAAAUGUACCCAGUAUAAAGUCCAAAUUUAUAGAGCUAUCUAAAAAGAAUGGAGCUCUUUUAUUCGGAGAAUUUCGUCUCAACUCCGGCCUAAUGUCGAACACGUUUUUCAACUCAGGAAUACUCGCAGACGCCGAAUCCUUCGAUCUGAUGACCGACCUGCUGGUCGCAAAGCUGAUCGAGGAGAAGGUUGAAUUCGACGCCUUCUUCGGCUGUCCCUACAAGGUUGGUUAUUCGCCACUGUCCAUGUGA
This is a messenger RNA of Theileria orientalis strain Shintoku, 273 nucleotides long. RefSeq names its product orotate phosphoribosyltransferase. Gene Ontology annotation, cellular component: cytoplasm. NCBI's taxonomy places the organism in Eukaryota, Apicomplexa, Aconoidasida, Piroplasmida, Theileriidae. The transcript has a single exon. Gene Ontology annotation, molecular function: orotate phosphoribosyltransferase activity. Gene Ontology annotation, biological process: pyrimidine ribonucleoside biosynthetic process; pyrimidine nucleotide biosynthetic process; 'de novo' pyrimidine nucleobase biosynthetic process. Bases 1 to 273 code for a protein of 90 amino acids. The record is from RefSeq and is a predicted model, not a curated record.